AUGCGGAGCGCCCACGGGGGCUCGGCGCGGGGGGCUGCCCCGCUGCCCUCGUCGCUGCUCCUGCUGCUGCUCUGGCACCGCCUGCCCGCCGCGCGGCCCUACAACCUGGACACGCAGCACCCGCUGCUCUUCCAGGGCGGCAACGGGACCCUCUUCGGCUACUCGGUGCUCCUGCACCGCCACGGCGGCGAGAGCUGGCUCGUCGUGGGCGCCCCCCGCGCGAACUGGUCCGCCAACAGCUCCGUGGUCAACCCCGGGGCCAUUUUCCGCUGCCGCAUCGGAGGGAACCCCCGCGGGGACUGCGAGCAGCUCCAGCUGGGCAACCCCAGUGGCGAGCGCUGUGGAAAGACUUGUUUGGAAGAGCGCGAUAACCAGUGGUUGGGUGUCAGCUUAUCAAGGCAGCCAAAAGAAAAUGGAUCUAUCCUUGCUUGUGGACAUAGAUGGAAAAAUAUCUUUUAUAUCAAAAAUGAACACAAACUACCUAAUGGUAUUUGUUUUGCCAUCUCUUCUGACUUUCGAACUGAACUGAGUAGAAGAAUAUGCCCGUGUUAUAUAGAUCACGUGCGAAAGUUUGGAGAAAACCAUGGGUCGUGCCAGGCUGGAAUGUCUAGUUUUUACAUUGAGGACUUGAUUAUAAUGGGAGCCCCAGGAUCGUUUUAUUGGACUGGUUCUGUUUUUGUGUACAACACAACUGCAAAUACCAUCCACGCUUAUACGGAUUCCAAUAACCAAGUGAAGUUUGGCAGUUAUCUAGGAUACUCUGUUGGAGCUGGGCAUUUUCUGACGUCAACCAGUAUAGAAGUCAUUGGAGGAGCUCCCCAGCAGGAGCAGACUGGUAAAGCAUACAUUUUUAGCAUUGAGAAGCAACUAACUAUUCUAUUUGAACUAAAGGGUAAAAAGCUUGGUUCCUACUUUGGRGCUGCAGUGUGUGCUGUGGACCUGAACUCAGAUGGCCUCUCAGACUUGCUAGUGGGUGCUCCAAUGCAAAGCACCAUUAGAGAAGAAGGACGAGUUUAUGUUUACAUCAAUUCRGGUUCUGAGGCAAAAAUGGCAGAACUAGACACAGAGCUCAGUGGGAGUGACUCAUAUGCAGCCAGGUUUGGAGAGUCCAUAGCCAAUCUAGGCGACAUUGAUAAUGAUGGUUAUGAAGAUGUAGCAAUUGGAGCUCCACAGGAAGAUGAUCUGAAAGGAGUUAUUUAUAUAUACAACGGCAGGGACGAUGGAAUAACUCCAUCAUUUUCACAGAGAAUACAAGGACAUCGUGUCAGUAAUGGUUUGAGCAUGUUUGGACAAUCCAUAGCAAGUGGCGUUGAUGCAGAUAACAAUGGCUAUCAAGAUGUAGCAGUUGGUGCAUUUCUCUCCAAUUCUGCUGUGCUGCUGAGAACAAAACCAGUGAUAAUUGUUGAAGCUUCUCUAAAACACCUUGAUUCAAUAAAUCGAACUAAUUUAAACUGCAUGGAAAACGACCAGCCUGCCACCUGUAUGGAUUUACAGCUGUGCUUUACGUACAAGGGGCGAGAAGUACCUGGCUAUAUAGUUUUGUUGUAUAAUCUGAGUGUGGAUGUGAACAGAAAAGCAGAUACACAAGCAAGAUUUUAUUUUUCUUCCAAUGGAACAUCUGAUACAAUCUCUGGAAGUAUAAAGAUUUAUAGCAAGAAAAUUGCCUGCAAUGACCAUCCAGCUUUUAUGAGGAAAGAUGUAAGGGAUAUCUUGACUCCUAUACAUGUUGAAGCAAGUUAUCAUCUGGGACAUCAUAUUCUACAGAAAAGAAGCAAUGAAGAAUUUUUACCACUUCAACCAGUUCUUCAAAGGAGAAAAGAAAAAGAUGUUAUUAAAAGCAAGUUCAUUUUUGCAAGGCUUUGCUCCCACGAAAAUUGUUCUGCAGACUUAAGAGUUUCUGGAAGAGUUUUGUUUCCUAAGCCCAAUGAAAAGAAAAUGUAUCUUACUGUUGGAAACACAAGGACGUUGUUAUUGAAUGUUUCCUUACACAAUACUGGAGAUGAUGCAUAUGAAACCGUCCUCCACAUUCAAAUCCCGAGAGGUCUUUAUUUCAUCAGAAUUUUAGAAGUGGAAGAAAAGCAGAUAUAUUGUGAUGUGUUAGAUAAAGAUACUCACACAGAGAAACUUGAGUGUAGCGUUGGCUACCUCUAUGUAGAUCAAAAAUCAAAGCUGGAUUUUAGUUUCCUCUUGGAUGCAAGUUCAUUUACUAGAGCAGAAGAUGACCUCAACCUCAUCAUUAAUGCUACCUGUGAAAACGAAGAUGUGAACACGCUGUUGGAUAACACUGUGACUUUAGUUAUACCUCUGAAAUAUGAGGUCGAGUUAAAUGCUCAUGGAUUUGUCACACCGGCUUCAUUUAUUUAUGGAACAAGUGACAGAGAUGAUUCACCAGAUACUUGCAUGAAGGAGAACAUCAACUUCACUUUCCAUGUUAUCAGUACAGGACCAAGCAUGGCUCCAAAUACAGACUUUGAGAUAAUGGUACCUAAUGCCUUCCCACCCAACAACUUCAAAUUAUUCAACUUGCUGGAUAUCAAGACAACUACUGGACAAUGUUCCUAUACUAAAUAUCCUAGAAACUGUAAUGCUGCAGGCAAGGACGACAACAUAUUAAAGGAUCUUGUCACCUUCUUUUCAAAGCCCGAUAAGAGACAAAUGUACUGCAUGAAAAAUGACAGUCUGUGUUUACAAAUACACUGCAAGCUUGGAAACAUGGAAAGUGGAAAAGAAGCAACUAUUCAGGUGCAUCUGGAGGCUACUCCUUCACUUUUAGAAAUGGAUGAUGCAUCAGCCUUGAAGUUUGAAGUGAGAGCAACAGCAUCACCAGAAAAAAAUGGAAAAGUUAUUGAACUACACAAGAACAAGCAAUCUGCUUAUGUGUACUUAGAAGGAGUGCACCACCAAAAGCCAAAAUACCGUGUUACUGUCUUGAUAAUCGGGAUAGGGUUAAUAGUUGGUGUUACCUUGUUUCUGCUUCUUUCAUUUAUAUUAUGGAAGAUUGGCUUCUUCAAAAGGCCCUACAAACCAGUCUCUCAGGACCAGGACAGAAGAGACAGCUGGAGUUUUACAAACGGGAAUAAAGAUGACUAAGACAGCAAAUAAAAGCUCCUUACAAAUGAAGAAUAUAAGGUUCAGGCUAAUUCACAUGAGGAACAUCAAUGACUAGAAAACUGGUCACUCUUAGAAAAUACAUUUUAUUUCCCUGACCUGCGUGGAAGACUACACCUUUAUGUACAGUUGUAUUUCUAGCAUGGAAAUGGUAAAGCAGUUCUUGCAUUGAAGUAGGAUUUGAAAUGCCACAUAUCAUCUUUGGUUUCAGACAGACAGACAGAAGAACACUAAAGCUAAAGAGAAGGAUAAUUACUUACCCGAAAGAAGAGUUCUUGCAAAGUGGUAAAGCUUGGCCAAACCUGGACAAAGAGAUCUCAACCAUACUAUAGCACAAGUAAUUCUAAUAGUUUUCAACUUGUGAUAAUUUUUUGCCAGAGACAUUCAAGAAGAAACUCUCCCUCAUCUUGCUUUGGCAAUUUAACAAGGGUAAAAAUGCUGUGUAGAGGGAGACCACGUGUAGAGCGCRCACGUUUAGGAGACUGCUCUCA
Nothoprocta perdicaria is the source of this 3599-nucleotide messenger RNA. RefSeq names its product integrin subunit alpha 4 (gene ITGA4). The coding region runs from base 1 to 3090 and encodes 1029 amino acids. Lineage: Eukaryota; Metazoa; Chordata; Aves; Tinamiformes; Tinamidae. Gene Ontology annotation, biological process: integrin-mediated signaling pathway; cell-cell adhesion; cell adhesion mediated by integrin. The transcript is spliced from 28 exons. The record is from RefSeq and is a predicted model, not a curated record. Gene Ontology annotation, cellular component: integrin complex; external side of plasma membrane. Gene Ontology annotation, molecular function: integrin binding.